AGUGCCGCCGCCGGAGCCGCGCAGCGCCAGCGCUGCCGUGCGCGGGGAGCGGCCCCGGAGCCCCAAAACCCCGAAACCCCGAAACCCCGGGAGCCCAGCCCAGCCUGGCUCGAAGCUCCACUUCUUCAUUGGCAUCUGGGAGCAAAGUGAUUGAAGUCCCUGCAGUGCUGGGCUGGGGACAGUCAGCGGGGCCCUGGUGUCCCCACAUUGAUGCCCGGGGUGGCCGGCGAUGACCGACGCGGUGCUGGGCGGCUCCUCUGACCGGUGGAUGUGCCCCAGUGACAGAACCAUGUCCCUCCGAGCCAGCAGCGAGAAGGAGCAGCUCCCGGCGGGCUGGACAGCACAGCCCGAGCGGCAGCGCAAGGGCGAGGAGCUGACGGACGAGGAGAAGGAAAUCAUCAACCGGGUGAUCGCCCGCGCCGAGAAGAUGGAGGAGAUGGAGCAGGAGCGCAUCGGGCGCCUGAUGACCCGGCUGGAGGACAUGCGCCGCAGCGUGCUGGGGGACGGCGUGAACCGCUGCAUCCUCUGCGGGGAGCAGCUGGGGACAAGGGGACAAGCCUGUGUCGUCUGUGAGGACUGCAAGAAGAAUGUGUGCACCAAGUGCGGGGUGCAGACCACCAACAACCGGCCCCAGGCCAUCUGGCUCUGCAAGAUCUGCAGCGAGCAGCGGGAGGUGUGGAAACGCUCUGGUGCCUGGUUCUUCAAGGGUUUGCCCAAGCAGAUGCUGCCACAGCCGAUGCCCGUCAGCAAGAAGGGACCCCAGACCCCGAGCGAGCCCCGCCCGGCCGAGCCAGCCACCCCUGACCCCAAAAUCCCCUCCCGGGCACCCACCCGAGGCCAGGCGGAUGCCGAGGACACCGAGGGCCUCGACGCCACAGCGGCCGCCCGGGGGAGCCGCAAAGUGGCCGAGACCCGGCCGGGUCCGUGCGGCAGCGAGGACACCGCUGGGGACAGCGACAGCCGGGACCAGGCUGGCGACAGCGGGGUCAGCAGGAGCCCCGGCGUGAAGAGAACCAACUCGGUGCAGGGCCAGCGGCCACCCCCGCCCGCCACCGCCGGUCCCGCCGGGCCCGCCCCGGCAGCAGCAGCCGCAGCACCGGCGGCCGCAGCAGCAGCAGCAAGGCCGGGUCCCGGGGGUCCCGCCCGCUUCCCGGACAGGCAAGCCAGCCCCCCGCUGGGACCCCCGGAGCGGGGAGGGGGCUUUGUCCCCCCCGGCAGGGAGGACAGGCCAGCCUGGCAGCCCCCGGCUGCCCCGCAGCCCCCGGCGGCAUCCGCGGCCCCGCAGCGGCAGCAGCAGCCCCGAGAGGAGGAGGAGGAGGAUGCCAACAGCUACGACUCGGAUGAAGGCACCACGCUGGGAGCCCUGGAGUUCAGCCUGCUCUACGACCAGGACAACAGCUCCCUGCACUGCACCCUCAUCAAGGCCAAGGGGUUAAAACCAAUGGAUUCCAAUGGCCUGGCUGACCCCUAUGUGAAGCUGCACCUCCUGCCUGGAGCCAGCAAGUCGAACAAGCUGAGGACGAAGACACUGCGCAACACCCGGAACCCGGUGUGGAACGAGACCCUGGUGUACCACGGCAUCACCGACGAGGACAUGCAGAGGAAAACCCUCAGGAUCUCCGUGUGUGACGAGGACAAAUUUGGCCACAACGAGUUUAUCGGAGAAACCAGAGUUGCCUUGAAAAAACUCAAAGCCAACCAGAAAAAGAACUUCAACAUCUGCCUGGAGAGAGUAAUCCCAACGAAGCGCACCGGGACAACCGGCGCAUCCCGUGGGAUGGCUCUGUACGAAGAGGAGGUGGAUCGCGGUGGGGACGUGGAGGAGCGCGGCAAGAUCCUGGUGUCCCUCAUGUACAGCACGCAGCAGGGCGGGCUCAUCGUGGGCAUCGUGCGCUGCGUGCACCUGGCGGCCAUGGAUGCCAACGGAUACUCAGAUCCCUUUGUCAAGCUUUGGCUGAAACCUGACAUGGGAAAAAAGGCCAAGCACAAGACACAGAUUAAGAAGAAAACGUUGAAUCCUGAGUUUAACGAGGAGUUCUUCUAUGACAUCAAACACAGCGACCUGGCCAAGAAAUCCCUGGACAUUUCCGUCUGGGAUUACGACAUCGGAAAAUCCAAUGACUACAUCGGUGGUUGCCAGCUGGGAAUCACGGCCAAGGGCGAGCGCUUGAAACACUGGUACGAGUGUUUGAAGAACAAGGACAAGAAGAUCGAGCGCUGGCACACCCUGCAGAACGAGAACCACGUGGCCAGCGAUUAAAGGGAGCCUCUGCCCGGCCCUCCCCACCCUGUGCCACACCCCUGCAGGUCCCUGGUGUCCCUGGUGUCCCGUCUUCCAGCGCAGCCACGCCUUGCUACAGCCUCUGAUCCCAGGGUCCUCCAUCCUCCCCUCCACUGAAACCCCAACAAGAUCUUUUCUAUUCUCCCUUAUUUAUUUUCAGCUGGGGGAGGGAGGCUGCUGAGCUCUCCUGGUGUGUAAUUUUGGCAAGCAAUAGUUCCCUCCUGACUGUUCCCCCCCCUCUCUCUCUCCCUGGUCCCGUGGCAGCGUUCCCGUCGCGUUUCUGACGCUCUGUGUCCCUCCAGCCUCCCCUCCAGCUGGAGAUGGCAGUGCUGGGCUCGGGAGCAUCAGUCUGUCCUGCUUGUGUGAUCUCAAUACCUCAGUUGCAAUAACGAAAAAAGCUCCUUGGCUUUGGUGUGGGUGUCACCGCCGCCUGGUGUCCGUGUCGUCGUGGUUAGGCCAAACCCGGUGUCACCAGUGUCAUCCUGCGAGUCCUGCUUGAGCUUCACCUCUGGGCUGGCCCACCUGAGCAGUGUCCUUUUGCUGAGAAGAUCCACCACCACCACCAGAACAGCGACAAGGAGGGUUUGGGGAGCUCUGUGCUCGCAGGGAAGCAGGUUUGGGUUGGUUCCUCCGCCCCAGGGAUUGGGGGCUCCGCUGCUCUAGCUGUGUUUUAGGGUUGUGACUACCUCCUCUUCACCUCUGAGCUGUGUAGUAGUGACUGAAGGCAGAUCCUGGCUCCCCUCAGACCCCUCCUGCUCCCAAGGAUUUGCUGUUCCUCAGGAGGGAAGCUGAGGGAGCUGCUGCUUCCCCCCAGCCCAUGAUGUGUGCAAGGAUUAUUGCUUUAAACCACCCCAGCUCCUGGAGUUGGCUGGAACAGUCUGAGAUCUUCCAAACUGGGGUUGGUUUGGUUUGGUUUUCUUUCAUCUUUCCCAGUUUUCUGCACAAAUUUAUCCUCAGCCUGUGCUUUAAAGGAUGGCCUGGGGCUUCUUGGAGAGCGAGAGAGCAAAGACUCUGCAGCUGCUGCUGCUGGGCAGUGCAACCAUUCCCUGGCUCUGGAGCCAUUCCCUGGCUCUGGAGCCAUUCCCUGGCUCUGGAGCCAUUCCCUGGCUCUGGAACCAUUCCCUGAUUCUGGAACCAUCCCCUGGCUCUGGAACCAUUCCCUGAUUCUGGAACCAUUCCCUGUCUCUGGAGCCUUUUCCCAGCUCUGGAACCAUUCCCUGGCUCUGGAACCAUUCCCUGAUUCUGGAACCAUUCCCUGGCUCUGGAGCCUUUCCCCAGCUCUAGAACCAUUCCUUGGCUCUGGAACCAUCCCCUGGCUCUGGAACCAUCCCCUGGCUCUGGAACCAUUCCCUGAUUCUGGAACCAUUCCCUGAUUCUGGAGCCAUUCCCUGAUUCUGGAACCAUUCCCUGGCUCUGGAGCCACUCCCCAGCUCUAGAACCAUUCCCUGAUUCUGGAACCAUUCCCUGGCUCUAGAACAAUUCCCUAGCUCUGAAGCCUUUCCCUGGCUCUGGAGACAUUCCUUGACCCUGGAGCCAUUCCCUGAUUCUGGAACAAUUCCCUGGAUCUGGAGCCAUUCCCUGGCUCUGGAAAUCCCCAAGCACAGCCCUGUGGAUAGAAGCACACCAUGGAAUAUUUGGAAUUUUUUGUCACACUGUGCAUGUUGUGUGAAACCUCCCCCUGCAGCCCCUGGAGCUGGAUGAGUUUUGUUCUCCUGAUAUUUUCUGUAUCUCCCCCCCACCCCCAGCAGACUUUGCUGAUGUGCCCUGAGUGUCCCCAGCCCUGGUGACACAAACCCCUCAGUGCUGAGCUGGCCCAUCCUGACACAGGCUCCCCUCUCCCUGGAUCUCCAGGUGGGAAAAGCCUCCCCAGCCACCCCAGAGGGUCCAGCCAGAGCUGGGAAUCCUCCCCCACCACCCCAGGCUCCAUCCUGGGAUUGGGCUGGGUGAACAGAGGGGUGGAAUGGAAGAGGACACCUGGAAAUUUUCGCCUUUUUCAUGGAAUUCUUGCCUCUGUGCCAGUUGAGCCACUCAAUCCUGUUCUUUUGGACAGUUUCAUCAUCCUGUGCUGAAAUCUCCCUGCUCCAGGCCCAGGUGAGCUGUGGGAUGCUGGGAUCCAGGGUCAACGCUUGGAUCUCCCUUUUUCAGCUCCAAGCUGCCACCAUCCUUUCCAGAGGGAUGGACCUGCCCAAACAUUCCUGUCCAUACCCAGAGCAGCACCUGGGCACGGAGAUGUGCUGAGGAAAUGUGUGGUUGAGGGUAAAAAAAACCUUUAAAAACCAUUAUUGAAGCAAUUCCUUAAUUUCCCCCAGUCCUGCAGCAGCCCAGCCUCCUUUGUAUGUGCAGAACAACUCACUUACUCUUAUGCUGUCCUGUAUUCCCAUUCCCUGGUCAGCCUGCUUUCUUUGGGAAAAGGACACUCAGAUCAUCUCUUUGCACCUCCAAAAAUCAAGUGCAACUUGCCAAUCUCCUCAGUAUUGUGCAAAACCACGGCCCUGGUCUCUGCCCCCUCUCUUCUCAGUUUUUCUGAUGGUAAUUCCUGCCCUGAAUGACUUCUUUUUGUUGUAAAUAAAGCAUGCACCUAUGGAUUGGGAAUGGUGAAAACAAAAACAAACAAACAAAAAAAAAAGCAAAAAAAGGAAAUUAAAAGCCUCUUCUACUGCUGUUUGCAUUCAGACUCGCAUGCAGUGAUUUUACAGCCAAAUAUCAGUUUACAACUGUUAAGAGAAAAAGAAAAACGUUCCACAGGAAUUAGAAAUCCUCCAGUCUUCCGCUGCAUGCAGCACAACAUCCUCUCUCGAUGUGGUAUCUAAUAAAGUGAGACUAUUGGAAAAGAACAAAAAUAAAAA
Catharus ustulatus (Swainson's thrush) is the source of this 5127-nucleotide messenger RNA. It is a transcript of the gene RPH3A, whose product is annotated as rabphilin 3A. The record is from RefSeq and is a predicted model, not a curated record. Lineage: Eukaryota; Metazoa; Chordata; Aves; Passeriformes; Turdidae. Bases 230 to 2260 code for a protein of 676 amino acids. Gene Ontology annotation, molecular function: small GTPase binding. Gene Ontology annotation, cellular component: membrane. Gene Ontology annotation, biological process: intracellular protein transport. The transcript has 21 exons.